AGGGAUCCCUGCCCGGUCCCAGCGUGGAGGAGGAAGCGGUCUGAGAGAGUCCGCAACUGAGUGUAAGACGGGACAGAGCCAAGAAAAAAGGAGGAGGAUAGUUGUUGUACUUUGACUUCGAGGAUUUUCUUCAUAUGGGGGCAAGAAAUGACUUCUACGGCGAGCGAAAGGAGGGCGUUUGCGCAUAAAAUCAACCGGACGGUUGCAGCAGAGGUCAGAAAGCAAGUGUCCAGAGACUAUGGGUCUCCUCAGCUGUCCAAGAAACGAGGAGGUGCACACCACCCUUUGCCUCUUACUGAUGUGGUGGAGCCUGUGGACUUUGAGGAGUAUGUGAGCAGCCACGCUCCUGGGGUGGAGCCCGGUCCGCUGCGACAGCUAAUGGAGUUCCCGCAGGAUGACCUGGAGCUCCUCCAGCUGGACAAAGAGUGCACUACACUGGAGCCUCCACUGCCUGAGGAGGAGGACACACUGGAUCCUAGAGUGAGAGACGCCUUGGCAGUCUACACAGAUGACUGGCUCGUCAUUCAAAGAAAGUAUCAGCGCUACAGUACCACAUAUACCCCUCACAACUCUGAGCGACAGAGAGAGAGGCAGCGAGGCCUGGUCAAACAGACCUUUGAACUGGAUGAGGCUGCUGCAGCUGAGCGCCAGGACGAUCAGGAUGACGCAAAGCGCCGCUCUGUCAGCCUUGAUGAGACUCCUCGGGGCAGCUGGGCCUCCAGUAUCUUUGACUUGAAGAACUCCUCCCCAGACGCUCUGCUGCCGUCUGUGCUGGAACGGACAGCUGCGGAGGACAUGGACCGCCGCAAUACUGAAGCACGUCAGCAGGGACGCCACAGUGACCUGCUGGGCCUGUAUCCACCACCUGAUGAGGAUGAAGCAGUUGAGAGAUGCUCUGUCCCAGAAGUGCCCAAGGAACACUGUGGCCAGAGAAUCAUGGUCAAGUGUUUGUCUCUGAAAUUUGAAAUCGAAAUUGAACCUAUAUUCGGGACACUUGCACUGUAUGACGUCAAGGAAAAGAAAAAGAUCUCUGAGAAUUUCUACUUCGACCUGAACUCGGAUCCAAUGAAAGGGCUGCUGAAACCCCACACACCACAUGUAGCCAUCUCCACCCUGGCUCGCUCUGCCAUUUUGUCCAUCACGUACCCAUCUCCUGAUAUCUUCUUGGUCAUUAAGCUUGAAAAAGUGCUUCAACAAGGUGACAUUGGGGAAUGCUGUGAACCCUACAUGGUCAUGAAAGAAUCAGAUUCCUCCAAGCAUAAGGAGAAGUUGGAGAAACUGCGGCUUCAAGCAGAGCAGGCAUGUAGUCGUCUUGGACGUUUUCGCAUGCCUUUCGCUUGGACGGCCAUUCACCUUCUGAACAUUGUGAGCAGUGUGGGAGGUCUGGAUCGGUUGGACCCAGACUCUGACUCCGAGCGAAAAGGCCAUGGGACAUGGAAUGAGAGAAAGAAGAAAGGCUUUGAGCGGAUGAGCAUUGGGGAAGACAUGUGUAACUUUGCCACUUUCCGUCCAGCAACAUUGACUGUCACAAACUUUUUCAAACAGGAAGGGGACAGACUGAGUGAUGAGGACCUCUACAAGUUUCUGGCUGACAUGCGCAGACCAUCGUCUGUUCUGAGGAGGCUUAGACCUGUCACAGCCCAGCUAAAGAUUGACAUCUCACCAGCCCCUGACUCACCUCAUUACUGUCUAUCACCUGAGCUGCUGCAUGUAAAGCCUUACCCUGACCUGCGUGUUCGCCCUACCAAAGAGGUGCUAGAGUUCCCUGCUCGUGAUGUGUACACACCCCACACCACCUACAGGAAUCUGCUUUAUGUUUACCCGCAAAGUCUGAACUUCAGCAGUCGCCAGGGGUCUGUCAGAAACAUUGCUGUGAAGGUUCAGUUCAUGGCAGGGGAGGACCUCAGUCAAGCUUUGCCAGUCAUUUUUGGCAAGUCUAGUUGUGCUGAGUUCAUGAAAGAGGCGUACACUCCUGUCAUCUACCAUAACAAGUCUCCCGAAUUCUAUGAGGAGAUGAAGAUGAAGAUCCCUGCCAACCUGACAGACAACCACCAUCUUCUGUUCACCUUCUACCACAUCAGCUGCCAGCCCAAACAGAACACUCCUCUGGAGACCCCUGUGGGCUACACAUGGAUCCCUCUGAUGCAGCACGGCCGACUACGCACCGGCUCCUUCAGUCUGCCUGUCUCAGUUGAAAAGCCUCCACCUAGCUAUUCUGUACUCACCCCUGAUGUUCAGCUCCCAGGCAUGAAGUGGGUGGAUAAUCACAAAGGAGUGUUCAACGUCGAGGUGACAGCGGCCUCCUCAGUUCACACUCAGGACCCGCACCUGGAUAAGUUCUUCACUCUAGUGUAUGUCCUGGAGGAGUACUCCUUCCCCUUCCGCCUGAAGGAUGUCAUCAUUACGGAGGCAAAUAUGGAGGGGGAGCUCAAGGCCAGCAUGGCUGCGCUGAGGGGAGCCCUGCUCGAUAUCUGUGUCCGGUUCUUGCACCAGCUGCUCAACAAACUCAUUCAGCUCAUUGUCUAUCCCCCGGUGAUUGCAGGCCAAAUAGUGAACCUCGGCCGAGCUGCUUUUGAAGCGAUGGCUUUGCUGGUUAACCAGAUACACAAAAACCUGGAGGGGAACCAGGACCAGCACGGCCGCAACAACCUGCUGGCAUCCUACAUUCACUACUGCUUCCGCCUGCCCACAGCCGAACCCACAAUGCCCCCCGGAGCAGGCAACCAGUCCUAUGAAAUGCCAAUGCAGUACGCCACUUUAUCAAGAGCAACUGCUCGCCCAAGCAGCCUGCACCUGUCUCGUUCCAAGAGUAUCAGUAACUCUAACCCUGACUUAGCUAGCACUCCAGUGUCUCCUGAUGAAGAAGUGCAAAGGAUAAUAGGGAGUAAGGGUAUUGACCGCUCCCACUCCUGGGUAAACUCUGCUUAUGCCCCUGGGGGCUCCAGAUCUGUGCUACGCCGGAACCCCAACUCCAGCUGUGAUCUCAAGCAGCUUCUGCAUGAAGAGUUGGCAUUACAGUGGGUGGUCAGCACCAGCACAGUGAGGGAAGCAGCGCUGCAGCAAGCCUGGUUUUUCUUCCAGCUUAUGACCAAGAGCAUGGCCCAUCACUUGUUCCUGACCUCAAAGUUGGAUGCUCCCAGGCGUCAGCGUUUCCCAGAUCGCUUUGUGGAUGACAUUGCUGCACUUGUGUGUGCCAUCAGUGCAGACAUUGCGAGUCGAUACCACAAGGAUGUGGAACUUGUGGAGAGGUUAAACAGCAGUCUCGCCUUCUUCCUGAAUGACCUGCUGUCUCUCAUGGACCGCGGCUUUGUCUUCAACCUCAUCCGCACGUACUACAAACAGAUUGCCAACAAGCUUCACACCACACAGAACCCCAGCUCUCUGAAUGCCCUGAGGAUGGAUUUCACCCGUAUUGUCUGCAGUCAUGAACACUACGUCAUCCUUAACCUGCCCUGCUCCACUCUCAGCCCUCCAGCGUCCCCCUCCCCCUCCACAUCCUCCACCACUUCACAGAGUUCAGCAUUUUCCAGCGUGGCACAAGAUCAGGGUGUGGCCACCAUGUUUGAGCUGUCCGUCCCUUUUCGCCACCAGCACUUCCUGUCCGGCCUGCUGCUUACUGAGCUCUCUCUCAUCCUUGAUCCUGAUGGAGAAGGGGUUUUCUUCCUUCAUAAAAAAGCCAUUAGUGCUGUCCAUUCCCUACUGUGUAGCCAUGAUGCAGACCCUCGCUAUAGUGACCCUCAAGUCAGAGCACAUGUUGCUCAGCUCUAUUUGCCCCUCAUACCCAUUGUCAUGGAAACACUGCAUCAGCUCCACGACUUUGCUGACUCUCGGGUUCGCCAUGCUUCAGCCUACACUGACGACGCUGACCCAGACGGCAGUAGCACUAUCAGUCAGUCUGUUGCCAUGGCAAUUGCUGGUUCCCCUUUGCCACAUGCUAAAGCCAACCCAUUUGCUCUGCCUACAGUGGCUGGACGACAGUCCAGUUCCCUGUCUGCCGAGUGCAGCAGGACUCUGCUGGUGUGUUUCCUGUGGGUGCUGAAGAAUGCAGAUGCAGCUCUGCUGGAGCGCUGGGUAUCUGAUUUGUCUGUCCUCCAAAUCAACCGUCUCCUGGAUCUGUUGCAUUUAUGUGUCUCCUGCUUUGAAUACAAGGGGAAAAAGGCUCUAGAGAGGAUCAACAGUCUGACGUUUAAAAAGUCUCAGGAUAUGAAAGCCCGGCUAGAGGAGGCCAUACUAGGCACCAUUGGAGCACGUCAGGAGAUGGUCCGCCGCUGCAGAGAGAGAAGUCCCUAUGGCAGCCAGGAGAAUGUGAGAUGGAGAAAAAAUGUCACACACUGGAGACAGAACACAGACAGAGUAGAUAAGACUAAAGCAGAGGUGGAGCAGGAGUCUGUGGUGGAUGGAAACUUAGCUACUGAGGCAUCUCUAAUUGUACUGGAUACACUUGAGAUUAUAGUGAAGACUGUGGUGGCGUCAGAGCUGAAGGAAAGUGUUCUGGGCGGGGUGCUCAGAGUGCUUCUGCACAGCAUGGCAGGGAACCAGAGCGCCCUCUUCCUGCAGCACUGCUUUACUACACAGAGAGCCCUUGUGUUUAAGUUCCCAGAGAUGCUGUUUGAGGAGGACACGGAGCUUUGUGCAGACCUGUGCCUGCGUCUCCUGCGUCACUGUAGCAGUAGUGUGGGUUCUGUCAGAAGUCACGCCUCUGCCUCUCUUUACCUGCUAAUGAGGCAAAACUUUGAAAUUGGGAAUAACUUUGCACGAGUGAAGAUGCAGGUCACCAUGUCUCUGUCGUCACUGGUGGGAACAUCACAGAAUUUCAAUGAGGAGCAUCUUCGUCACUCACUCAAGACAAUACUGACAUACGCUGAGGAGGACCUGGAACUGCGAGACACGCCUUUCCCUGAACAAGUGCAAGACCUGGUGUUCAACCUGCACAUGAUUCUUACCGACACUGUAAAGAUGAAAGAGCAUCAGCAAGAUCCAGAGAUGCUCAUUGAUCUGAUGUACAGGAUUGCCAAAGGAUACCAAAACUCUCCAGACUUGCGUUUGACAUGGCUUCAGAAUAUGGCAGGGAAACACUCUGAGAGAGGUAACCAUGCUGAGGCCGCCCACUGUCUGGUCCACAGCGCUGCAUUGGUAGCAGAAUACCUCAAUAUGUUGGAGGACUGCCGCUAUCUGCCCAUUGGUUGUGUUACAUUUCAGAAUAUUUCGUCCAACGUGUUAGAGGAGUCGGCAGUAUCCGAUGACGUCCUGUCUCCAGAGGAGGAGGGAAUCUGUGCUGGGAAAUACUUCAGUGAGUCUGGGCUGGUUGGCCUCCUGGAGCAAGCAGCUGCCUCUUUCAACAUGGCCGCCAUGUACGAGGCCAUAAAUGAAGUGUACAAGAUUCUGCUGCCCAUUCAUGAAGCCAACAGAGACUUCAAAAAGCUGGCAACUGUCCAUGGGAAACUGCAAGAUGCCUUCAAUAAAGUCUACAACCAAAGUUCAGGAUGGGAGAGAAUGUUUGGGACGUACUUCAGGGUGGGUUUCUAUGGCUGUCGCUUUGGAGACCUGGAUGAACAAGAGUUCGUCUACAAAGAGCCAUCAAUCACCAAAUUAGCUGAGAUCUCCCACAGACUCGAGGAGUUCUACUCAGAGAGGUUUGGGGAUGAGGUGGUGGAGAUUAUCAAAGACUCCAACCCAGUGGACAAAAGCAAACUGGAUCCCAACAAGGCCUACCUCCAGAUCACCUAUGUCGAGCCCUACUUCGACACUUACGAAUUGAAAGAAAGAAUCACCUACUUCGAUAAGAACUACAACCUGCGUACUUUCAUGUACUGCACGCCCUUCACUCUGGAUGGUCGAGCUCACGGCGAUCUGCACGAACAGUACAAACGCAAAACCAUCCUGACCACAUCUCACGCCUUCCCUUACAUUAAGACACGGAUCAACGUUAUCCACAAGGAAGAGAUCAUUCUUGUCCCCAUGGAGGUGGCUAUCGAGGACAUGCAGAAAAAGACUCAAGAGCUCGCAUUUGCCACAAACCAAGACCCAGCUGAUUCUAAGAUGCUGCAGAUGGUGCUUCAGGGUUGCGUGGGCACCACUGUCAACCAGGGCCCCCUUGAGGUGGCGCAGGUCUUUCUUUCCGACAUUCCUGAUGACCCAAAGCUGUUUCGCCAUCACAACAAACUGCGCCUCUGCUUCAAAGACUUCACUAAGAGGUGUGAGGACGCCCUGAGGAAGAAUAAAGCUCUGAUUGGGCCAGAUCAGAAGGAGUACCACAGAGAGCUGGAGAGGAACUACAAUAAACUGAAAGAAGCUCUGGGUCCCCUCAUCAACCGCAAGAUCCCUCAGCUCUACAGAGCCCUGCCAGCUCAGACUACGCAAACACAACGGAACUCCUACAGUAGGUCCAGUCUUCGCAGAGUCGACUGUUAGCGGAGCAAACAGGACAAAAGAGAAGGCAGAAGAAACAAGCCUCAGAAAGUAGAUACAUCCCAUCCCGUCUGUUCCCCCUCCCCCCAUGAUACACCAACUGUCACAAGCACACACACACACACCAUCCUCUCCCCUGUCUAGCUCGUUAUUUUACCCCCCCACCCCUUUCCAACCCCCAGCCCGGCCACCCAGUCAUGCCAUAAUCCCCAGCGCCGCCGCCGUCACCACACACAUGCAAAUCCACACACACUUGUCACCUCUUUCCUUGUUGAACCAGCACCCUGCCAGUCUCCUCUCACACCUCUGUAGGAGAAAACCUCCGCUGUUUAUACUGGAAGGUUAUCUGCACUGUAAACACCAUCAUUUGGGGAAAGUAGUCUCCACACUGACGAACCCAAAGUGAUCUUUUUAAAAGAUGAGGGCUGCUAAAGUGUUUGACUUUCAUCAUUCCUGCUGUAUUUUGCUUUAAGUUUUUUUUUGUCCUAAAAGAAGUGGUCAGUCGUUCUGCACCAUGGCCUUAGUUAAUUUACAGGAGAUUUUUUUUUUCCUAAAGUAUGCUUGGUCUCAUUCACUGCCAGAUUUUAUGAUUAAAUAUUCCCAAGGAGCUUUCUUUUAUUAUCAACAGACCAAAUAACUGACAUUCCUCCUUUCUCAAGCUGUCACAUUUAUCUGCCCAUCUCUCAUAUGAAUUAAUUUUAGAGCAGAGAUGGGAUCGAUCUGUCCAAGCUCAGGCCUCUGACUUAACUGCAGAAGGGACAGGAUCGUAAAAUGUAUUUCUUUCUUUUCUUUUUUUUCUUUUUUUUUUUUUAAACUGUGAAACUCUCUUGUAAAGUAUAAUGCACUGCACUCAUAUAAGAUGUUUAUCACAGAAGCUCUGUCCACUUUCACACACAGAAAAUGUAUUUAUACUGUGACAUUAAACAUCACCCCACAGUACGGACUGACGCCUGAAUGCAUCGCGCUGUGUGAGGUUGAAGGCAGUUUCUCUUUUGCAGCCAGAAAGCACUCCAAAUAUCUUGUAUGUAUCCACCACACUGCGUAGGUCGUGGAGGAUUUAUAGUCCAUGUAGCUCUUUUCCAUCUACUGUAUCUAUUAUAUUGCACUAUUGUAAACAAACUGCAGCACAUUAACACUGUACCUACUAAAAUAUCUGUACUUUUGUCAUUUUUCAAGGCUGGAAAUGUUUUUUAUGCAUUGGAUAAACAUUUUUUAUUUAUUUACAUUUUUUACUGCCUUCUAUUAAACUUCUCCUCCUAC
This is a messenger RNA of Sphaeramia orbicularis (orbiculate cardinalfish), 7668 nucleotides long. It is a transcript of the gene dock6, whose product is annotated as dedicator of cytokinesis 6. Gene Ontology annotation, biological process: small GTPase-mediated signal transduction; positive regulation of GTPase activity. Gene Ontology annotation, cellular component: cytosol. The coding region runs from base 148 to 6411 and encodes 2087 amino acids. Gene Ontology annotation, molecular function: guanyl-nucleotide exchange factor activity. The transcript has 49 exons. Lineage: Eukaryota; Metazoa; Chordata; Actinopteri; Kurtiformes; Apogonidae. The record is from RefSeq and is a predicted model, not a curated record.